Molecule: messenger RNA, 1942 nt
Organism: Eucalyptus grandis
Lineage: Eukaryota; Viridiplantae; Streptophyta; Magnoliopsida; Myrtales; Myrtaceae
Exons: 8
Coding region: 264-1595 (443 amino acids)
Source: RefSeq, a predicted model, not a curated record
UCUUCCUCUUCCCGCAAUCGACCCUGCAAAAACCAGCAUCCGAGAAAGGCAGAGAACUCUGGAAGAUAAGCAUCAAGCUCGGUUAAACUUUCCUCUCCAAGAGUCAUGGCCACCACCACACUCUUUCCUUUCAUCGCCUCCACUCCGUUCCUCCUCCAACCCCUCAAGGCUCGCCAAACCCACAAGCCACUCCCUCUCCUUCCAAGCCUUUCAUACUCUGCACUUCCCAGAACAGACCCGGUUCAAGUUCCAAGAAGCAUUCCAUGAACGGCGGCAGACCCACCUCCAAGAACCGCAGAAGAUCGUCUUACGGGACGUCCAGGAGGUCCAUCCUCAAGAAAACGUUCAACCAGGAGCAGGUGGAUUUCACUGCUCCAAUCCCUGACGACCCUAUCGUCGGAAUCAUUGGAGGAGGCAUGUCUGGCUUGAUUUGUGCCCUGAAUUUGGAGAAGAGAGGGAUCAAGUCCACGGUUUUCGACACGGGAAUUCAUGGUCUGGGAGGAAGGAUGGGAACAAGAGUGAUAGAACCUCAGCAGCUGGUAUUUGACCAUGCGGCGCAGUUUUUUAUGGUGAGCGAUGCUCGUUUUGCCGAGAUUGUUAAUGAUUGGCGGGAAAAAGGCCUGGUUGAAGAGUGGCAGGGUACCGUUGGAGAGCUUGAAGCUGGUGGUCAGUUUGUUCCGCUACCUUCUUCUCCACCAAGGUACAUUGGUGUGAAUGGAAUGCGGCCUCUAGCUGACUCAUUGUUGAUGGAGACAUCUAUGGUAAAUGUGGUGAGACCUUGCUGGAUAAGCAAACUGGAGCCAUUUAAUGGAAUGUGGCAUUUGAGUGAGAAUGGAAAGCAUUGUGGGCAGUUUGAUGCUAUUGUUAUAGCACAUAAUGGCAAAUGUGCGAAUCGCCUCCUAGCUUCCUCAGGGUUGCCAUUAAUUGCUAGGCAAAUGAAGAGACUGGAACUUAGUUCUAUAUGGGCUCUCCUUGCAGCAUUUGAGGAUCCACUUCCUCUUCCAAGUAACACAGUGACUCCACCUUUUGAAGGGGCCUUUGUGAAAGGUGUUGACUCUAUCUCAUGGAUGGCCAAUAAUUCGAGAAAACUUCUGAAGUCUCCGGAUAAUGGCCCAUACUGUUGGACCUUUUUCAGCACAUCAGCUUAUGGAAAACGAAACAAGGUCCCACAGGAAAAUAUUCCAGUUGCCACAGCUGAGAAGGUGAAAGCAGGUAUGCUGGCGGGUGUCGAAAUGGCUCUUGGACUGCCAGAAGGAUUGCUUCCGAAACCAAUUUAUACACGUGUCCAGCUCUGGGGUGCCGCACUGCCUAUGAACAGCCCCGGGAUCCCCUGCAUCUUUGACCCUCGUGGAAGAGCUGGGAUAUGUGGUGAUUGGCUACUGGGUUCUAGCCUAGAGUCAGCAGCUUUAAGUGGCAUUGCUCUUGCCAAUCAGGUUGCUGACUACUUUCAAGGCGGUGGAGCUCGGCCCGAGGAGUUUGCUGUUGGGUUACACCAGGAGUUUCAACCACUGAAAGGCCAUGACAUCGGACAAUUUCCUGGAUUGGACUCAGAAACGCAAAAAGAUGGAGUUCAGAAUUAUCAGUUUACUACAUGAAGAUGGGGCUCAGAUGUGGUGAGUCUUAACUGCUGUCUUUGCACUCAUGAUCCCAGAAGCCGAACUUACUUGCAGAUGCUGUCCGAUGUCUAAUCCGCGCUUGGCUCAUGCAUCGAGUGAACAUCGUCAGAUGUCACAAAUUCAGUAAAUUCUUGUGCAGUUGUACUGCUCAAGAAUGGUUAGCCGACAUUAAUGAAAGUUGAUAGUCAAGGGCCAAAAUUUGAUAUCCACUGUAGCCAAUGCAUUGGCUCUUUGUAACGUGCGCGCACGACUUGGCAAGGGUCAUUUUGUGUUUUCGUGCUCUCUAUAUUGAAUGCAACAAUGAUUCAAAAAGGCCAAGUGGCUAA